CUCCCCGAUGUAUUGAGGUGCAAUGUGAUCACCCUAAAUCCGUGAAAGAUGGUUUCAUCGAGGUGUCCAACUUUCGCGGAAAGUAUGUCUUCGGCUCUCUGGCCACGUACCAUUGUAAUCCCGGCUACAUUUUAUGGGGAAAUGCCUCAAGACUUUGUGGGCACGAAGGGACCUGGUCAGGUAUGACACCACAAUGCAAACCAAUUACUUGUGGCCAACCUCCGGAAGUGAGCAACGCGCGAUCCAGCUUAAUUAACGGUUCCACACUUUGGCAAAGCUUCGCUUCCUACGAAUGUAAGCCCGGAUUUAGGAUGCAGUUCAACCACAUCAUCCAAGGUGGUUCCAUUAAUCAGACGCAAGUGCAUUCGAUGUGCACGGAGAGUGGGAUUUGGGAAACGGUGCAGUUCUCAUGUAUCUUCGAUCCUUUGGCCAUCAGUCUGGAGGAAGGCAGCCUUUUGGAAGGUUGGAAAACGUUGAACGGGGACGCCACGAUGAAUGCGAGUGUGAUGGUGACGAUUGCCGUGCUGGCCACGUUGAUUAUCUUAUCUUUAAUCAUUGUGGACAUCUUCUUCACUCACAAAAGGAUCGCCAAAGAUGGAAGCCGCAAAACCUCCCAGUCUUCCACGGCCCAAUUGAUGCAUGAGAAUGGAAAAGGUCCCAAUGGAGCUCUUGAGGACCAUCACCUUUACCGCGAGAAGGAGAGUGGGAUGAUGUACAAUACCAUUGACACCCGACCUUCGGCGGCCUCGCAACGUCGAGAGCAUCAGGCACAUGCCGCCAAGCUCAAGAGCCAAUUCGAUACGUUCCCGAGGCAUCACCAGCAUCAUCAGCAUUCAGCCCUCACCAUCACCACCACUACCACCAUGACCAACAACACUAACAACACGGACUUGGGAGACUCGUCCACUUUGGGCUCAAAUGAGGCCGAGACCUCAUUGGGGAGGAGUGUCGUGGCCUCUGUUCAUCAAUUGCAACAACAGUUAUCUACUUUCAAGCCGCCUCAGUGCUCUCCCUUGCUCCUCCAAAUACCGGCCUCGCAACCGGGACACGCUCACCACCAUAGAACUUCCUCAGGGGUAGAUCUGGGCAGUCAUCGAUCAUCCGGGGACGGCGGCUCCGAAAUUGACAUGGAAUCCGAAGCUCCCUACGCCACGCUCAAAGCCAGAAACGAGAUUGAGACCGAGGAGGAAGAGGAAUCGCAUUACUCCCUUAUUCGGCAGCCUGAUGGUCGAGCUGACGACCCUGCCUACUCGCCCUUGGGGGUGGAUGGCGGGUAUUUAGGGUCCGCCCAGAGCAGCGAUGAUGCAGGCUAUGAAUCACUCCACCAACACCAAGAGGCCUUAAAGGCUGGCAACAUCCAGCACCCACCUAUGAAUAUUAUGGGCAUUGAAUCAACUGAAGUACGCGAAAAGGUGUAUGAAACGUUGAGACGACAUGAAGACAUCAUGACGCAAUCGGUAUUGAGCACCGGAUGCUCCUCGUCAGGGUCCAGUCAUUCGGUGACGGCUGUACCCGGCUCCAAAUCAAUCAAAGGCAUUCGCUCCAAUUUGGCGCUGCGAUUCUCCCACCCGGUACCGGAUCCUCAACCCUCGCCCCCCGAAUUACCGCCACCUCCGGAAAAUUGUGAUAUUUCGGCGCUCUACGCCAAAGUCGAUCGUUCUAAGAAGAAGAAAAAUCGGGAUAGCGCUUCCAGCAGCGAUACCACACCGUGUUCACCUCAUGAUAGGAGCUCAACAUUGCCUGGUCACGCCCAGAGUCAGGUAGAGAUGAGUCCUACCAAGAGCUUAAUUCAAAAGUUCAAUACCUUGGGCACCCACGAGCGGCUGGAGGGGGCGUCACCCGGGCGACUCACCGCCCAUCGGAAAGUGACGCAUGUCCAGUCCAACCCGACCCAUUCGACGUCAUCUUCCAGUUUGUCUACCACGCCCUCUUCCUCGGCCACGCCCACUGAGCCCAUGUACGCAACGAUUGGCAACAAGAAUCGCCGUCUGACCGCCUUCCACCAUGCCGCCAAUGUUUGAAGGGCAAUAGCUAAAACGCACUUAUCUUGUGAUAUCGCAUAUCAUAACAGCCUGUUCGCCCUCUUUGUGCCAUUUUCUUGUUCUGAGGCCUACUUGAAGGAAGACAAACCGAAUGGACGGACCCUUAGUCAAUUUGCUCCAUCUUGUUUCAAAUCUAGUCUGGUGAAUCCAAUCCAAUCGUUACGUCACACAUUUUUAUGUUGAUAAUCUUAUUCUCGCGUCAAUACAUCUUUUAAAACAGCGA
Molecule: messenger RNA, 2265 nt
Organism: Tigriopus californicus
Lineage: Eukaryota; Metazoa; Arthropoda; Copepoda; Harpacticoida; Harpacticidae
Source: RefSeq, a predicted model, not a curated record